Molecule: messenger RNA, 2024 nt
Organism: Hyalella azteca
Lineage: Eukaryota; Metazoa; Arthropoda; Malacostraca; Amphipoda; Hyalellidae
Product: calsyntenin-1
Exons: 14
Coding region: 210-2024 (604 amino acids)
Biological process (GO): positive regulation of synaptic transmission; positive regulation of synapse assembly
Cellular component (GO): postsynaptic membrane; cell surface
Molecular function (GO): kinesin binding; calcium ion binding; X11-like protein binding
Source: RefSeq, a predicted model, not a curated record
UGUGGUCGAGUGAGGGUGUAUGUGUCCAUCGCUCCGUCCUGGAUCUACUCUCUACCAAGAAUAUCCCAUGAAUAAAAGUGAUUAUUACAUCUAUUCACUGUGAAAUUUAUCGUGAUUUGAGUGCUUUAUUAUAGAGCAUUGACAAGUGAAGUGAUUUGCAUUGAGUUAUUAGAUUUAAGUGAUCGAUAUUUCGAGUUUGAGGGCACAAAAUGUGUGGGAGAGCGAGCCUGGUGCUCGGAUUGUUGCUUCUGGCGACCUCUGGCAAGGAUGUUGGCGCUGGACAGCUUCCAGGUCCCAGUUUUGACCUGGUGAAGCCUGAGGCGGGGUACCGGGGGGUGGUGGGGGAAGACGGGCUGGGGGUUGAGUUUCAUCCCCCCAUACGCGCCUCCCCCAACGUCUGCUCUUUCAGUAUUGUGAGCCACCACAGCAGCAGCGACACACCCUUCAUUAGUUACGUGAUCGAUCGCGCGAUCAAGACCUUAGCGAAGCUUAUAAAAGGUCUAGCAAACUUUAGUAGUGCCCCCCAUGUAACGGUGCACGUGAAAGUGGCGGACGUGAACGAGUUCCCGCCGGUUUUCCCGACGGCGGCGGUGGCGGUGGCGGCCGACGAAGGACGCCUGUACGAGGAGCUGGUCGUCCUCCAGGCCACCGACGAGGACUGCAGUCCUAAAUAUGGGGACGUGUGUGGCUACGAGCUGCUGUCCCGGGACCAGGUGUUCCCCCAGGCGUCCCUCGCGCUGUGUGGCGCCCCCUGCGAGGUGCAGGAGGUGCACACCCGCGUCACCCUGGACACCCAGCACAUCGGGAGGGGCUGUGACAGGGACGCCGCCCCUCCUGCCACGCUGCGCAAGAUGUGUGGUCGGGCUUUGCCAGACCAUAUCCCCAAAGUGGUCUUGACCUCGUCGCCCUCCGUCUCCGAGUCCUCGCUAGGCAGGUCCCAUCACCUGAAGGAGCACGUGCUCUGCGUGGCUGACGACGCGCAGAUGAACCGCCACCACGUGGCGCUGUUCGUGCGCCACUGCCGCCUCAUCCUCCUGCUGCGCCAUGAGCCUCAGAGCGGCGCACUCAACGCCUUCCAGCCCGCCGAGUGGCGCUGGAACCUGCCACAGGUGUGUGACGACGCGUGGCAUCAUUACAGCGUGCAGGUUAAGCUCCCCGAGGUCGCCCUCUUCGUGGACGGUCACCCGCUGCACCCUGAGGGCGGCGAGCCCGAGGUGCUGGACGACUGGCCCCUCCACCCCACCAAGGGCAUCAACACCACCCUCAGCGUGGGUGCCUGCUGGCAAGCCCUCCAUGGAGCUGCUCACCAACAAUGGUGUGCGUCAGGUGGGGGGCUGCGCAUCCCCCCCGUGACAUCCCAGGUUGUGGUCCUGCCUCCCCACCUCCCGGGGCUGCUCAUCGCGGGGACCCGCAACUUUGCCCGCGAGUAUCAGAGCUUCAGGGCGGGGCUGCGGAUCUUCCCCGACGUGGGGGUGACGGUCCCCCAGGGGGACCAGCCUGAGGGGUCUGGGGAGGGGGCUGGGGAGGUGACCCAGUGCACGGUGGGGGUUUAUCCCCCCCUCAACCCCGACCAUGAGACCCUCCUCCUCCCCGACAACCUCAUCCGGGACCUGGGCCUGACCUCGGCCGUGUCCCGCCAGGGGACCACCAUCACCGGGCCCAACACCGCCCAGCGCUACACGAGGUACAAGAUGCGUCAUGCCAGAGCUGAGUCAUCAGCUGAUUCAUCAACUGAGUCAUCAGCUGAGCUUUCAGCUGAAUCAUCAGCUGAAUCAUCAGCUGAAUCAUCAGCUGAUUCAUCAGCUGAGCUUUCAGCUGAAUCAUCAGCUGAUUCAUCAGCUGAUUCAUCAGCUGAAUCAUCAGCUGAAUCAUCAGCUGAUUCAUCAGCUGAGUCAUCAGCUGAAUCAUCAACUGAGUCAUCAGCUGAUUCAUCAGCUGAGCUUUCAGCUGAAUCAUCAGCUGAUUCAUCAGCUGAAUCAUCAGCUGAAUCAUCAGCUGAUUCAUCAGCUGAAUCAUCAGCUUGA